Messenger RNA from Paramuricea clavata, 1156 nucleotides. Lineage: Eukaryota; Metazoa; Cnidaria; Anthozoa; Malacalcyonacea; Plexauridae. The record is from the annotation of a GenBank genome assembly.
AUGGUGAGUUGCACUUAUAAAUGUGAAUCCUGGGGGAAGGGGGUACAAGCAACAAUUUCAUGGAUGUUGUCAACUAUUCUUGUCAAAUUUUUGUUUGCCUUUAGAUAAAUGUACCUGUAACCAAAGCAGCCUCUGAUGCCCUAAACACAGGUAAAUAGAGCUUAAUUAAAAUAUGAAAUUUUUCAGCCCGGUUUGCCAGGAUGAAACAAUUACAUGGAAAUUUUAUCCUGGGAAACCGGGCUAGCCCACUUGCAACAAAUGAGACAUCUAGCUGCAAAGCAAGCUGGUAUGUAAUUGAAACAUUAUAUGAUUACUAUAGUAAGCGGGCUAGACUGGUCGUUAUAAUACUGUAGUUCCCUUAAAAAAUAUUUAGAUUGAGAAUCUACAUGAAGGCAACAGUUAAUGUUUUCUAAUUAAACGACUGGUGUUUUCUGAUAUUUAUAAUUUUGAUUUACAGAUGAAGAAACAGAGUUGGAUGUCACAGUAACCAGUAUUGACAACUCCUUGUUUUCCAGUAAUGUCCAUAGAGUUUACCAAGGCAAAAAUUAAAAUAAAUGGAAAGAAUUUGAAUGGCUUGGUAAAAAGAGGGGUAGACAUUUCUCCUGGAAAAGUUAAAUGUACCUCAUAUUGCCAAGUGAAGAUCGAUGAAAUUGACUAUACAGUUCUCUGGAAAUUUUCAAACUGCCAGGUUGAACUAUGUGAGGCAACAGCACAGGCAGCAGCAGAACCUACGCCAGCUCCUAAAGAAAGCUAUGAGAGUGACACAGAUACUCAGCACACUUUACCAUUCAAAGUGCUUGGGACAUGCCACUCGACAUGUAGACAAGAUGCCCUUGAGGAAGCGUAUUCCUACCUAAAUGAAUACAAUAGGCCAGUUUUUGUCAAACUGGAACAUGAAGUAGACAAUGCAUAUGACAGUAAUGCAAUAGCAGUUUUUGUUCAAACCGAUUAUGAAUAUAAAAAAGUGGGUUAUAUUGCAAGCGAAUUAACUAAGUAUGUUCACCAGCACUUGCAUGAUCCCGAUUUCACUGUUUCAGUGAGACACAUUCGGUUUUGCACAAAUUUUUGGAUGGUUGGAUACUAUAUUACAAUAGAACUUUCAAAGAAAGGGUUGUGGGACAAGGAGGUUGUUAAAGCAAGUAAACGUGUAAAGUAA